This is a messenger RNA of Erinaceus europaeus (western European hedgehog), 3716 nucleotides long. It is a transcript of the gene CAST, whose product is annotated as calpastatin. Gene Ontology annotation, cellular component: cytoplasm. NCBI's taxonomy places the organism in Eukaryota, Metazoa, Chordata, Mammalia, Eulipotyphla, Erinaceidae. Gene Ontology annotation, molecular function: calcium-dependent cysteine-type endopeptidase inhibitor activity. The record is from RefSeq and is a predicted model, not a curated record. The coding region runs from base 140 to 2368 and encodes 742 amino acids. The transcript is spliced from 30 exons.
GCCUCCGCGCGGGCUAGGAAAAGCUGCCUCACGGGCGUGCCUGCCACCCCCUCGGCCGCCUCCUGCCUGCGAUCCCCGCCCCGGCCUCCCUUCCAGACUCCGCUCAGUGCAGUCUGAGACUCCGUGCAGCGCCGCUGCCAUGUCCCAGCCGGGCCAGAAGCCCCCCGCUUCCCCACGGCCCCGGCGCUCCGCAGCGGCCCGCCGCACCCAGGAGCAUGCCAAUGAAAAAACCAAUGGAUCAUCAUAUAAACAAGGAGAAAAGAAAGGACCAGAUGAGAAGAAAGCAGCAAGUUUUGGGAGCACUCAGCCUGCCAGAACCCAUGCUGCUGGAGCAGCCGUGGCCACUAAGGCAUCAGUUUCCUCUGCUUCAGCCAACAAGUCUUCCAGUAUGAAUUCUACAGAACCAAAGGCCAUUCCAGUCAGCAAGCAGAUGGAAGAACAGCCUUCUCCUAACAAGAAAAGACACAAAAGACAGAAAGAACCUGAGAAAAAGUCACAGUCAUCUGAGCCAGCUGUGACUCAGGAGAAAAAAGAAGCAAAAACAAAGGAACACACAGAGCCAAAGAGUCUAUCCAAGCGUACUUCAGAUACAAGAAAGAAGCAUGCAGAGAAGGAAAAAGCAGCUUCCAAAUCAAGUGAACAGUCAGCACCAGAGAAAGCAGCAAAGCCAAAGUCAGGCAUGGAUGAUGCUGCAUUGGAUGACUUAAUAGAUACUUUAGGAGAACCGGAAGAAACCGAAGACAGUAACACGACAUACACUGGACCCGUAGUUUCGGACCCAAUGUUUUCUAAAUAUGUAGAGGAACUGGGUAAAAGAGAAGUCACAAUACCUCCGAAAUACAGAGAACUUUUGAACAAAAAUGAAGGAACCAUAGCACCUCCUCCAGACUCAUCGAAGCCUAUGGGACCUGACGAUGCUAUAGAUGCCUUGUCGUCUGACUUCACAUGCAGUUCCAACACUGGCGAAAAGAAAACUGACAAAGAGAAAUCUACAGGAGAGGUUUUAAAAGCUCAGUCGGCCAAGGUCAGCAAAAGCGCUGCUCCACCCCAGGAGAAAAAAAGGAAAGUGGAAGAGGAUUCAAUGAGUGAUCAAGCACUGGAGGCUCUAUCAGCUUCUCUGGGCCACAGGAAGUCAGAACCUGAACUGGAUAUCAGCUCCAUUAAGGAAGUAGAUGAGGCAAAAGCCAAAGAAGAGAAAUUAAAGAAGUGUGGUGAAGAUGAUGAAACAGUCCCAUCAGAGUACAGAUUAAAGGCAGUCACGGAUAAAGAUGGGAAGCCACUAUUGCCAACACAGGAGGAAAAAUCCAAGCCCUUGAGUGAAUCAGAACUCAUUGAUGAACUUUCAGAAGAUUUUGACCGAUCUAAAUGUAAAGAAAAACAAUCUAAGCCAACGGAAAAAACAGAAAAACCUCAAGCCUCUGCUUCAACACCCGUGGAAGAGGCUGUGCCUCGGACCUCCAUGUGUACUAUACAGUCAGCACCACCCAAGCCUGCUGUCCCGAAAGAAACAGUGUCUGAUGAUGCUGUGGAAGCCUUGGCUGGGAGCCUGGGGAAAAAAGAAGCAGACCCAGAAGAUGCAAAACCCGUGGAGGAUAAAGUCAAGGAUAAAGCCAAAGAAGAAGAUCGUGAAAAACUUGGUGAAAAAGAAGAAACAAUUCCUCCUGAGUAUAGAUUAGAAGAAGUCAAGGAUAAAGAUGGAAAACCACUUUUGCCCCAAAAGGCCAAAGAACCACUGCCAGCCAUGACUGAAGACUUCCUUCUUGAUGCUUUAUCUGAGGACUUUGCUGGACCCACUAACACUUCAUCUCUUAAAUUUGAAGAUGCUAAACUUUCGGCAGUCAUCUCUGAAGUCGUUUCGCAAACACCAGCCCCAGCCACCCAUGCUGCAGGUCCACCUCCUGACACUUCGAGUGAUGACAAAGCCCGAGAUGAUGCCUUGGAUCAACUGUCUGACAGUCUAGGGCAAAGGCAACCUGAUCCAGAUGACGACAAACCACUAGAAGAUAAGGUCAAGGAAAGAGCAAAAGCUGAACAUAGAGACAAGCUGGGAGAAAGAGAUGACACAAUCCCGCCUGAAUACAGACAUCUCUUAGACAAUGAUAAUGAAGGCAAACCAAAGAAGCCACCUACCAAGAAACCCCAGGCAUCAAAGAAAACUUCAGAUGAUCAAGACCCCAUUGAUACUCUCUCAGGAGAUUUUGACAGCUGUCCUUCAACUACAGAAACCUCAGAGAACAGAGCAAAGGACAAAGAUAAGAAGGCGGCUUCGAACGCCAAAGCACCCAAGAGUGGGGGGAAAGCAAAGAGUUCUGCGAAGGCAAAGGAAGAAACUUCUAAGCCAAAAGCUAGUGAAAAAAAUUCAAGUUAAAAUUCACAGUAUUUGGUAUCUACAUAUAAAAUCUUCAUCUGGUGGAUGGUGACUUUUGAAGAACAAAAAGCUCUAACAACAGACUAUUUCUCUGGGCGGCUUCUAGACAAUGCUAUCUGUUGAAACUUCUGACAUCCUAAACAUGGGUCUGUUAUUCUUCUCCAGGAAAGAAAUUGGAUUUGUCUGGUUCACCUGUGUUAUACUGAGUAUUGAUAAACUUUGAAUUUAUAAAAAUUUGCCUUCAGGUAGGAGAAAGAGGAACUUUAUAUUUUUAACAGAUAUAUUUGCGAAAAUUUCUUACAGCAAUACCAAAAAAAAAUUGCGAACAUUUUGCACAUUCUACACACAGUGCCUGUAAAUCUCAUGAGUGUUUUUGGUUUGCACUUUUUGGAUUAGCAUUUGGAAACUGAUGCUUUAGCUUUCAGUGUUCUGAUUUCUCAUUACCCCAGUCCACCCUCUUGGGCUUUUGAACUGUAUUUAGAUGUUUCUUUGGGUUGAUGUUUGUAAGUCAAACAAAGCAUUGUACAUUGGACACAUAUCUCCUCUUGGGCUGCUAAUAAUAAUGUAAUAAGACUACCUGGGCACACCAGGAAGCACCUUUUUCCAGUUUCCAUUCUUUGCCACAAGGUAGGGUUUCUACACUGUAUAUAGCCAGCAUAGAAUGUACUGAGAUUUGAAUCAACAGACAAAUUGCUAUCGUAUUUUGAUGCAUAGAAAAAUCUAUGCAUCACAGGUUCCAAGAAAAAAUAAAAUCUGAUUCUUAGAAUUUCCACACUGCUUGAAUAUAGUUAUAUGGCUUUAGUUCUAAUGUGUUACCCUAUUAUUGUUUCAUUUGCUCUCUAUAAAAUCAGAGAAGCUUUUUUUUCUUUUCUUACAGCUCCUGCCAUGUUGGUCACUACACUGUAUUAUAUCUAGCUGGCUUUAUGAAAGUUAACUUUACCCAAUGUAAAAACCACUUAGGCUUAAAAUAUAUACACAUAUGUGAAGUUUGAAAUCUGUUGUGCCUCCACAGCAAUUUAAAGACUAGACUUUGAUAUCCUGCAACUUCAAAUGGCUUAUCCAGUAUUUCUGAUUAGUUACUUAUGAACAUAGAACUGAUAUUGUUGAUAGGGUUUUGAUGAAUAUUCAGUUUUGGGCUGAGGAGACAGCAUAGUGGUGAUGCAAAGGACUCUCAUGCCUGAGGCUUCAAUGUCCCAGAUUCAGUCUCUAGUACCACCACCACCAACUCUAGUAAAAAAAAAAAAAAAAGAAAAGAAAGGAAAAGAAAGAAGAAUAAAAUAAUACAUAUACACCAAAGUUUAUUUUUAAUUCUUGGUAGUGAAAUCAGGAAAAGAUAUCAAGUACACCC